GUCACUCCAUCACAUUUCACAAUAUUUGUGUCUUGUUGACGGGCCUCGGCGAUCGUUCCUCGGCGUUUUCCUCAGUUUUUUUCUCCCUUUUGACUUAAACAGAGAGUCGUAUUUUUUCGGAGACGCUUCUGUCGUCUCUUGAGCUUGCCUUGAAUGAAUUCGUUCGGUUUUCCAGCGAAAUUUUCAGGUUUUGGCCGCCCAACGCGAUAGCGGUACGGUUUCUAGCGGGACUUCGGCUAGUCGACCAGGUACAACACCGAUUCGCUUCGAUACCACAGCGUUACGGAGCUACAGAACUCGCCCAACGGAGUCCUAGGCGUACAGAAAAGGAUGAAUUCGUCGUUUAUGAAGCCGCUGGUGGUACUAGCGGUCCCGGGUUUGUAUCUGUUCUACAAAUACAACCAGUAUCGCCGACAACAACAAGAGAGGCAGCGGAGAAAGGUGACCGAAAAGGAGCUGUUAGCGCUCAACCAGAAAAUCGACAAGUUACUACAGAAGUUGGAAGAGCAUGAGCCUGACUUAGCUGGGAGUAAAGAUGAAGAGUGUGUGAUCUGCAUCAACGCGAAGGCCCAGAUGCAGACCUACCCGUGCGGACACAAGGUGGUCUGCAGGAAGUGUUUCGUGAAGACGAUCCAGAUGGCCGUGUCUCAGAGAUGUUUGCCGCUGAGAUGUGUCAUCUGCAGGACCAGGAUCCUCAAGCUCAAGCAGUCAACCAUCAUGUAGCAAUCCCUCAGCUACAGUGUAGCAAUCGUGUAGCAAUUACUCUUGUUCUUCUGUCAUCAACUGUAGUAGAAUCAUGUAGCAAUCCCUUAGCGGUGGUGUAGCAAUCAUGUAGCAAUUCCUUCUUGUUCUUCUGUCAUCAACUGUAGUAGAAUCAUGUAGCAAUCUCUAUGUAGCUGUGGUGUAGCAAUCAUGUAGCAAUUCCUCGUUCUUCUGUCAUCAACUGUAGUAGAAUCAUGUAGUAUUCCCUCUUCUUCUGUUGUCAUCAUCAACUUUUUUUAUGUUUACCGAUUCGGAAGGAAAACAUAUUGUUUUUGCUCUGUUUUCUCUUCUUCUU
Messenger RNA from Branchiostoma belcheri (Belcher's lancelet), 1057 nucleotides. RefSeq names its product mitochondrial ubiquitin ligase activator of NFKB 1-like. The transcript has 3 exons. Bases 331 to 723 code for a protein of 130 amino acids. The record is from RefSeq and is a predicted model, not a curated record. NCBI's taxonomy places the organism in Eukaryota, Metazoa, Chordata, Leptocardii, Amphioxiformes, Branchiostomatidae.